AAACCUCGGUUACUUCAAAGUACAUAAACCCUGCGAGGUGAAUGCAAGAGCGCCACAAAAACGCUUUCUUUUGGAGCUUCACCAGAAUCUCCCCAAACCCAUGUCGCACGCACUUCAUCUUGUUUCCAAUAACGUUCCUGGUUAUGGACCAGCAGACUGCAGAUAUCGCUCCUGCUCAGGUAUUUCUGGAAGAGCCUUGACAUUAUCUCCUUGCUCUUCAUAUAGCGAACACAGAAUUUGUUCGCUGGUGAAGAUAAGAUCUUCAAAAUGUGGUUCCAGGGGAAUACCUUUUGCAUGCAAAGCAAGUUCUAGUGGUUAUAGGAGGAGCCCUGACUUCUCGAGGCAAAGACAUGGGUUGCAAGGUAGGAAUAGGCAAAAUGAAGACAAAUAUAGUUUUGAAAAUCUUGAUGAAUCUGAAAUGUUAUCUUCGAAAAAUGGGCCAGUUCUCUCGCUAUCCAGUUUGACAAAUUUUCAAGCCACAGCAGCCCCAUCUCCAAGGGAGAAGGAGAUUGUGGAGCUUUUCAAGAAGGUCCAAGCUAAACUUCGAGAAAGAGCAGCUGCUAAAGAAGAUAAGAGAGCUGAAGCCUUACAAAGAAAAAGCAAUGAGAGUGAAACAGUUGAUUCGCUCCUUAAACUGUUGAGGAAACACUCAGUCGAACAAGGUAAGAAAAAUGACGGCAUUGGCAACAGCAGCGACCUGCAUUUGGAUCAUCCGGAAGUGAAUGACUCUUCCAUUGAAGAUAAAAGCUCCAGCUUCUUUGAUUACAAAAAACCUUAUGCCCCUACUUUAAGUAGACCAGCAUCAAAUUUUCGACGCAAAUCACCUGUUCCGCGAACGAAAUAUCAGCAAGUUUAUUCCAGUGAGGAGACCAUAAAUUCAGACAGAAAUUUGAGUUUGGCUGAGUCACCUGCUGCGCCUGAUCACUUGCUGGAACUAGAGUCUGAAUCUGAGCCUGAGUCAAUCUAUCAAGAACCUAACAUGUUAGAUGAGUUGUCAGAGAACAAAUCUACGGAUGUUGGUACAGAUGAGAGUGAACAGCAGGUUGAACACGAAGAUCUCAGUGCGUUGAAGGUACAAGAACUAAGGGCACUUGCAAAAUCUCGGGGUUUGAAAGGAUUCUCCAAAAUGAAGAAGAGCGAGUUGGUGGUCCUGCUGAGUUAGUUCAUGAUGAAGCUACCAAAAACGAAAGAUGACUUGCAUUUUGAUAGCUGUGAGAUGCUGGUUUUUAAACUUUUAAUACCACUUACAUUUUAUUUAUCAUUGGGAGAUGAGAAACCAUGGAUGUUUACAUAUUCAGUCAUUAAAGAAAUCAAUCUUCUUUAACAUUAUAUUAACAAA
Messenger RNA from Gossypium arboreum, 1339 nucleotides. Its product is annotated as rho-N domain-containing protein 1, chloroplastic-like. The record is from RefSeq and is a predicted model, not a curated record. Gene Ontology annotation, biological process: DNA-templated transcription termination. The transcript has 2 exons. Bases 101 to 1162 code for a protein of 353 amino acids. Lineage: Eukaryota; Viridiplantae; Streptophyta; Magnoliopsida; Malvales; Malvaceae.